AUGGGCGCACAACAUACUAAGGAGCGUCCGCGUCGUACAUAUCACCCGAAACUUGAUCAUGAAUUGCAAAUAAACACACCUACAUCUUGGAUCCAAAAUCACAACCCUACAACGAACUUCAAAGUUUCUGUAGCGCACACAUCUCAGAUAAAUCAACCCAGUGAUCAACUAUUAAUAGCUUUGUUUGAUUUCAUUCCACCAAAUACACCAGAAAACCAGUCACAAAUUAGAGUAGAGAAAGGCGAUCGUCUACAGCUGUUUGGUUACAGUGCAGAUGGUGAUUGGUCAGACGUUGAAUGUAUACGAACUAAUGAACGUGGUUGGAUACCAACAAACUAUACAGGUCGCAUUCCUGUUCCUCCUAAUGAUCACGGUACAGCUUUGAAUACUGGAUCAGCUUCCGGCAGUUCACUUACUUUCCAACAUACUAGUAGUCACGAUGUUAGUUGUAGUGGUAGUCAAGGAAGUUUGGCUGGAGUAGGGCUGGAGUCAGAAAAGUGGUAUCAUGGUGCUAUUCAGCGAAGUUAUGCAGAAUAUUUACUCAAUAGUGGAAUCACAGGAAGUUUUCUCAUCAGGGAAUCAGAAAGUCAUCCAGGUCAGCUCACAAUAAGUCUUCGUUAUGAAGGACAGAUAUGGCAUUAUCGUAUCCAUCGUGAUGAUUCUAACAUGUAUUACGUUAUUGAAUCCAACAAGUUUACAUCAGUCUCUGACCUUGUACAUCAUCAUGAGAAGCAUUCAGAUGGUCUGGCCUGUACAUUAUUAUACCCAGCACCUAAACGAGACAGAACAAGUUCAGAGCUACGCAUGGAUCCCAGUUUCGAUAUACGUGAGAUAGAUCGGACCGAAAUAGUUAUGAAACAUAAAUUAGGAUCAGGACAGUAUGGUGUAGUAUAUGAGGCUGUAUGGAAACCUUAUAAUGUAUUAGUUGCUGUUAAAACACUUAAGGAAAAUGUCACAGUUCGUGAUGAAUUUUUAGAAGAGGCUCGUUUGAUGAAAAGCUUAAGACAUCCAAAUCUUGUGACUUUGUUAGGUGCGUGUACUCGGGAACCACCUUAUUAUAUUGUCACAGAAUUUAUGUGUAAUGGGAACUUUUUAUUACAUAUGGCAACUCAAGUUGCUAGAGGUAUGGCUUAUUUGGAACAACACAACUUUAUACAUCGUGAUUUAGCAGCCCGCAAUUGUCUAGUUGGCACACAACAUACCAUUAAAGUGGCAGAUUUUGGUUUAGCUCGUUGUAUAGAACGUGAUCUUACUUAUCGAGCUCAUGAAGGCGCUAAAUUUCCUAUAAAAUGGACAGCACCAGAAGGUUUAGUCUAUAAUCUGUUUUCAACUAAAUCAGAUGUAUGGGCAUUUGGUAUAUUGUUAUGGGAAAUUGCCACCUAUGGAAAAACACCAUAUCCAGGUGUUGAAUUACAAGAUGUUUAUGUUUUAUUAGAAAGAGGUACACGGAUGCUUUGUCCUGAAGGUUGCCCUGAACCAGUUUAUGAACUUAUGUUACAAUGUUGGCAAUGGCUUCCAGAACAACGCCCACCAUUUUCUGAUAUAUUAAGUCAAUUAGAAUCUAUGCCAACCAAUUCUACAAUGGAAGAGGAAGAACAAAUCGAUUUUGAUAUAACUUCUACUACAUCGUCAUCAUCGUUAUUAUUAAAUAACAAUGAAAUAAAGGUGACCAACUCUAGCGAGCCAAACAGAUCCACUAAACAUCCACCUAAUAUUGCGUAUCCCCGACCGCCACUGCCUCCUAGACCACCCCCACCAAGAAGAAGCACCAGUUGCGAUUAUUUAAUUGAUGAGAAUGAUGAUAAUCAAUUUGAUAUGAUUAAAGAGGAUUGUAAAUCCGAUUUGGGUAGUGAUAUACCAGUAAAUGCUAUAAAUAAUAACAAUAAUGUUAACCACAAAUCUCAUAAAGGUAUAUUUACAAGGAGUUUUAAGAAUCCCCUUUCGAAACAAUUACAUAUUGGUGAUUUAAGUACUGAUGAGUUUGGUACUGCUGAAAAAGAUCUACCAUUUACAAACUCAGGAUCUCUUGGGCGUAAAAGAACUGCACCGCGACCACCAAGACGUACUACACCAGUUAAACCGUUGAAUUUCUUAACUGAUUUUAAUUCAUUAGAAGAUAAUAGUUGUGUUUGCCCGAAUUCCCAUCUGGAUGACUUUGAUCAUCCACCACUGCCACCCCCACCAGUUCAUCUUGAUUCUAGUCAUCAUCAAAUACAUCAACCCCGAUCACAACAACAUCCUCGUCUAGCACCACAGUCUAAUAAUGUGCCAUCAGUUAUGAGUAGUUCUGCAAUUUUCCCUUCUCGUCAAUUUUCAUAUGUGGAUCCCAUUCCGUUAGAUAACAGCCUGACAAGAUCAAUUUGUCCUGAUCGUCUAAUAUCACCACUUGCUCCUCCCACACCAGGUAAACAUAUUCAGCUUUCUUCAAAGUCACCAGCUUUAUCGAAAACCACUGUAAAUUCGGAUUUAUCUAACAAAACUAAUCCCGUUGUAGAUCAUUCCCACAAUAAGCGCAGUAUAGAUUCUAAUUUUCCUAAUGAAUCUUAUUCAGGGAAUAAUGUUUCUUCUAAGCAAAAUGUUCAUCCUACCAAUGUUUCAUCAUCUGUCUUUCAAGAGGAAUUACGAGAUAGAUUAAAAAAGCAUUCUCAACAGCUUAAAAGUUCAUCUCAGCUGAAACCGAUUACAUCUAAAUCUAUACUAAAUAAUUCACCUAGUAAUGUUACGAAUUCAGUGCUACGUAAUCAGGAAAAAAGUGAUUCAAAAUCAUCGGUUUCUAAUUCUUCCCCUUACUUCACUAUCCCCCGAUUAAGACCACCACCACACUCUGCGAAUCCACCUCGGAUAUCCUCGAAUAAUACUUCUGGAUCCAGUAACAAUCAAACAUCAACACGUGGAAAAGUGGAGCCUCCAUGUUGUCCUUCAGAAUUGAUCCGAUCACUUGCAUCGACUCAGAUCAAAAAUGAUAAUAGUUCUAAUUCAACUGUUACUACGACCAGCAAGUUGCCCACAAAUAUCAAUAGUAAUGAUAACAAUUCCCCAAAACCUCAUUUCAAAAGGUCUGAAAAUGAAAUCUCUGAUAAAUUAUCUGAUAUAAUACAAAAGCGUUUAAGUUGGACUGGUCCAACUGAUGAUAAUUCAGCUGGUAAUCAGAAGCGGUCCCAACGAUUAUAUCUACCUACUAUAUUUUCUACAUCAUCUACAGCAUUGGACGAGACUAAUGGUAAUAAUCACUGUGUUCCACCAACAAAACACCACUUGAAAAAGCAUUUAUCAAAUAUUUUAGGAGACUUAGAACGUUUGAUUCGUAUAAAUGAUAAAAAAAUUCCUGGAAAUAUUAUUUCCUCUCCCUCGUCCGCUGCCAUUUCAUCAUCAUCGUCAUCAAAUUUAGAACAGUUAAUUGAGUUAGCAGAUCAAAUGGAAGCAUGUCGACAUAGUUGUUCUGCAUAUAUUGAUCAGGCUACAUGUUCAGCUCGAGCAAAAUUUAAUUUUCGUGAUCGAUUCGCAUGUUUACAAACAUUUAGCAGUUUAUUACGUUCUAAAAAACUCGAUUCUACUUGUAAUAAUAAUACUAAUAAUCUAAGUAAGUACAAUAAAAAUAAUGCAAAUUUAUUAAAAGACGCAGAGAAUGCCAUCAAAGAAAUUAUUAAUGAUUUAGACAAACUAACCGAUAAUGUAAAUACAACAUUAUCAUUAGAUACUACAUUGAAUAAUUCAAAUUUCCCAGAACAUAAACCUAAUUCAAAUUUAGUAACAUCUAAUCAAUCCAAUUUAACUUGUACAGAAAAUCUUAGUAUUACUGACAAUAGAAGCGCUACAGUUUUCACUUGA
This is a messenger RNA of Schistosoma mattheei, 3828 nucleotides long. Lineage: Eukaryota; Metazoa; Platyhelminthes; Trematoda; Strigeidida; Schistosomatidae. The record is from the annotation of a GenBank genome assembly.